GGGGAGGGGCGGACGAUGCAGCGACACGCCUGCGCACUGGGGGAGGUGGCGGUGGCCGGCUGGCGCGUGCGCGCCAGGGCGGUUUGGGCUGCAGAGUGGCUGCCGCACAGUAAAGGGAAGGGCGGCGCACUGUGGCGGGCGGCGGCGGUGGCCGUUUCCUCCGUUGGGUCUUGGUGGCUGAGGCCGUCGGAGCCGGGCUCACCCAGCGCUGAGGCGGCGGCGCGGCCAUGGCGUCUUUCGUGGAGAGUUUCUGGAUGUACAGCCCUCAUUGUCCUUCCUCAUUUGUAUGGAGACAAAGGGGAAAGGAACAAUGGCUUUGAUGUCCUCUAUCAUAACAUGAAACAUGGACAUCUAUCGACAAAAGAUCUAGCAGAUUUUAUAAGAGAAAGGGCUACAAUAGAGGAGGUAUAUUCAAGAUCAAUGACAAAGCUAGCCAAAUCAGCAAGCAAUUAUACACAGCUUGGGCUAAAAUCAAGCAUGAGGUUUCAGCCAAACAGGACAUAUGCUCCAGUUUGGGAUGUUUUCAAAAUAUCAACAGAAAAAGUAGCAAGCUGUCACUUGGAGCUUGUACGGAAAUUACAAGAGCUAAUAAAAGAAGUGCAGAAGUAUGGAGAUGAACAAAUCAAAGCUCAUAAAAAGACUAAAGAAGAAGUUUCAGGAACUUUGGAAGCAGUACAAAACAUUCAGAGUAUCAUUCAGGCCCUACAGAAAUCAAAAGAGAACUAUAAUACUAAGUGUGUGGAACAAGAACGUUUGAAAAAGGAAGGAGCAACACAAAGAGAAAUUGACAAGGCUGCAAUAAAAUCAAAGAAAGCUACAGAUACCUAUAAACUGUAUGUAGAAAAGUAUGCUGCAGCUAAAUCUGACUUUGAAAAGAAAAUGACAGAAACUGCACAGAAAUUUCAAGACAUUGAAGAAAUGCAUCUCCUUCACAUGAAAGAGAUUGUAGUAUCAUUGUCAAAUACUGUAAAAGAAAUUCAUUUACAAAUAGGCCAGGUUCAUGAAGAAUUUAUUAAUAACAUGGCAAAUACUACAGUUGAAAGUUUGAUACAAAAAUUUGCAGAGUCAAAAGGCACUGGCAAGGAGAGACCUGGCCUUAUCGAAUUUGAAGAAUGCAACACAGCUAGUGCAGUUGAAGGGAUCAAACCAAGGAAAAGAAAGGCAUUUGGUUUAUCAGGAAUAAUUAAGAAAGAAAAAGAUGCAGAAUCUGUGGAAUGUCCAGAUGCAGAUUCAGUUAACAUUCCUGAUGUAGAUGAUGAAGGAUACAGUAUUAAACCAGAAGCAAGCCAGAAUAUCAAAGAGAACCAUUUCUACUCAUCCAGUGAUUCUGACUCUGAAGAUGAUGAACCGAGGAGAUUCCAUGUAGAAAUCAAACCUGUACAGCCAAAUAAUAGCUCUCACUACACUAUGGCUUCAUUGGAUGAAUUAAAAGUAUCUAUAGGGAACAUCACUCUUUCUCCAGCAAUAUCUAGACACAGUCCUGCUCAAAUGAACAGGAAUUCACCUAGUGAAGAGUUAACAAAAUCAAAGCAUUCUGCUCCACCUAAUGAGAAGGGGAACAAUGACCUCCUGGCAUGGGAUCUACCCUUUGCCACUUCUCUUGAUUCAUCUUCUUCAGCUUCAUUGACAUCCAUAUCCUCAUCCUCAUUAGCACAAUCUGUUCCUAUACAAAAAAGUUCUCUUUGUUCCUCUUGCAUCCUGUCUAAAGAUUGCACAGCAAAUACCACCGGUACCUCAGCCAGGCCCACAACUCCUCUUUCUGUAGGCACUAUUGUACCACCUCCAAGGCCUGCUUCCAGACCAAAGAUAUCAACAGGGAAACUUAGUGGAAUUAAUGAAAUACCGAGGCCAUUCAGCCCACCCUUGACCUCUAACUCCAGUCCACCACCUAUAGCUCCUUUGGCACGUGCAGAGAGUAUCUCAUCAAUAUCAUCUUCUGCUUCUCUAAGUGCAGCAAAUACACCCACAGUAGGUGUUUCACGUGGUCCCAGCCCUGUCACCCUUGGAAACCAGGACACCCUGCCUGUUGCAGUAGCCUUUACUGAAUCUGUUAACGCCUACUUUAAAGGAGCAGAUCCUACGAAAUGUAUUGUGAAGAUCACUGGUGAUAUGACAGUGUCAUUCCCAAGUGGGAUUAUUAAAGUCUUCACCAGCAACCCAUCUCCAGCUGUACUCUGCUUCAGGGUAAAAAACACAAGCAAACUAGAGCAGAUUCUUCCAAAUGCACAACUUAUAUACAGUGAUCAAUCACAAAGUGACUCCAGUACAAAAGAUUUUUGGAUGAACAUGCAAGCUGUCACCGUCUACCUCAAGAAGUUAUCAGAGCAGAAUCCAUCUGCUUCCUAUUAUAACGUUGAUGUUUUAAAAUAUCAGGUAUCUUCAAAUGGUAUCCAGUCCACUCCCUUGAAUCUUGCAACUUACUGGAAAUGUAAUGCUAGCACUACUGAUGUAAGAGUGGAUUACAAAUACAACCCAGAAUCUAUGACUGUGCCGAGUAUGCUGUCUAACAUCCAGGUUGUCGUACCGGUAGAUGGAGGAGUAACAAACAUGCAGUCACUUCCCCCUGCAAAAUGGAAUGCAGAACAGAUGAAAGCUUUUUGGAAAAUAUCUGGUAUUUCAGAAAAAUCAGAGAAUGGAGGUUCUGGAUCUCUGAGGGCAAAAUUUGAUCUUUUAGAAGGACCCAGUAAACCAGCUACACUUGCAGUGCAAUUCAUUAGUGAAGGAAGCAUCCUUUCAGGUGUAGAUGUAGAGCUAGUAGGCACUGGCUAUCGGCUUUCCCUAGUUAAGAAGAGAUUUGCCACUGGACGAUAUAUGGCAGAUUGCUGAUGAGCCUGUGGAAAUCAUUGGAUCAAAGGAGCACAAGAAGCUCACUCUAUUUUCUCUACCUUUCAAACACUAUUUUAACCUGCAUUAAUUUUUUUUUAAACUUUGACCUGUUUGGGGGCUCACUACAAAAUAAAAAAAUGCACUUUUUUAAAGAAGUCAUUUUGGGGAAAAAAUGUUAUUACUUUAUAAUAGCACUGAAGUGAACUUCAACACUGUUUUGUAAAUGAUCAACUGCAAUUGUUAGGAAACUUGUUUAUUCAGAUUUUAGUAAAUUUAUAUAAACUAAGUCAAAAUACUAAUCAUUAACUAUAUUGAAAAUGUAUGAAACUAUAUUAUACUGUAAACAUUAAACUUAAAAAAACUAGGAGAGCAAGCACGAAAUAUAUUAGCUUUGCAUAAAUAAUAUUCAAAUGUAAGUUUUCAGUUUCCUUAAUUGCCAUUGUGCAAAGCAAACAGAGGCAAAGAUAAUCUCUCCACCCGCUUGCAUUUCAUUCAUGUGCUAUAAAAUCAGUUGUUAGAAAGAGAUGCAUACAAAAAGUAUGUGAUUCCCAUGUACCAUAUAUUAAAGUGUAAAUUGUUUUAUAUAUAAGAUUUAAUUUUUUUUCUAAGUGCAAUGUGUUAAAAAUUGCAAAAGACAGCAGAGAUACUUACUUCUGCUGUUUAGUAAAUUUUAUGGGAGUUAUGAUCGUUUGAAUUGAUACUGUAGACUUAAUUUAUUUUUAUAUGGAUAACAUAACAUUUGUGCCUUUUUUUAAAACUGUGCCUGUCCGAUUUGUUGUUGAUGUGCCUCACUUCCUUUUUCAGUCUAGCUCUUCCAUAGCGUGGUGUUUAUGUGUAGUGCAUAGAACCUUCAUAAAAUUCCUUUGAGUAGAAUUUAGAAGGUAUAUUUACAAUAACUGGAGGUUGCUUUGUAAAAUGUUUAAAAUACUGGAUUACUUCAUUAUGGGGUAAUUGCAAUAAAUGCAGCCAUUGUAGAGGGAAAUGCAUAGCGCAAAACUUUAAUAUAAUCACAGAAAAACUCAGUGUCAAAGUUUCAACUUUAAUCUCACCAAAGAUGUGUGAAUUCUGAAGAUGCAUAAAGAAUGAUAAAAACAGGAUAAUUUUUAAAACAAAUGUAGCAUUUCCCUUCACUCUGACUACUAAGUUGUUGAAGAUUCAAGUGCUUUAUGGACUUGACAUGAAUGUAAACGUGCUUUGUGAGGAAUAGCAUUUUAGAAAGGUAUAUUUUUGGCAGCAGCAACAAAAUUGCUGCCAUUUGCAUUAUUAAUGUAAGCUUCACUGAAAAACUACCAAUUUGUAUGUUUGUAUUGUCACCUAAUCUAUUUGCCAUAUGCAAAAUAUAGGGAAGUGAUCUGAAGUGACACAUCGGUAGCAUUUCUUAAAACCGGUUAGUAACUUCAAAAAUCUGUCAUGUAUUGUGCUAUUGUUAAACAAGUCCUUAUUAAGUGCAGAAAUCAAAUGUUUUUGGGCAGAAUAAUUUAAUAACCUGCAAAUGGGAAUUGUAUAUUAUAAUUCUGAAUACCAGUGUCUAUUCAGAUUAUAUACUGGAAGCAAUAAUACAUUGUUUUGUUUGUGUAAUAAUUCAUGUAAAACCACUAACAAAUUGGACUGCUAAGCUUUACACAGAUGAAUUUUCAGGACCCUUAGACACUUAUGUAAGUUCUGAUUCAUGUUACACAUUACAGACAAAAGAGUCCAUUGUUAAACAAUAUACACUACAGUAUGUGCUUUUUAUAUGUAUUCCUUGUUAUAACAAACCUGAAUUAAAUUUGACUGGAGCAGUACAUAUGGCUCUUAAUUUGCUAAAAUAUUACUCUUUACUGAAUGAUGAACAUAACUAGAAUAUCUAAUUCUUAUUGUAAUUGGCAUUUAAAAUGGUACAGUCUUUUACUGGAAUCUUAAUUGUAAUCUGCUUUGCAAUCAAACAGUGUGUUUAACCUGACAGUUAUUUUAUUAUUGAAAUCCAAGAAUUAUUUUACUCUCCAUUUUUAAUCAAGUACUACUUAAAUUUCUAAAUUUAUGAAGUAGUUAAGUUUCAACAAUUUUAAACUAGCAUUCAUACCAGGUGAUAAAACAUACAUUUGUAAUGGGUACACAUUACAAUUUUGAAGCCAUACAAAUUUAUAUAGACUUUUUGUAGAGAAAUCCAUAAACAGUGUAAAAAAAUUAGAUAUUUGAUGAGAAAUGUAUGUAGCAAGCUGGUUCUUGCUUGUGUAUACAGUGAUAACCUUUGUAGCUGCCUCCUAUUGAGAAAAUGAAUUUUAAACAGUCCUAAAGGAUCUGAGGUUUGUAUGGAUUAUUAAUACUUUGGAGUGUAAAUUAGAACAAUACAAAUUUAUCUUACAAAAAUUUGUAAAUACUUCUGAUUUUUCAUAAAAUGUAAAUUUUCAAAAAAAAAUUGCACCCAUAAUAAACAUGUAAUAUAUAAUUUA
Molecule: messenger RNA, 5258 nt
Organism: Dermochelys coriacea (leatherback sea turtle)
Lineage: Eukaryota; Metazoa; Chordata; Testudines; Dermochelyidae
Gene: FCHO2
Product: FCH and mu domain containing endocytic adaptor 2
Exons: 29
Coding region: 16-2826 (936 amino acids)
Biological process (GO): clathrin coat assembly; synaptic vesicle endocytosis; clathrin-dependent endocytosis
Cellular component (GO): plasma membrane; clathrin-coated vesicle; cytoplasm
Source: RefSeq, a predicted model, not a curated record